AUGGUUGGCAAAUCUCUGAAAAAGUCGGCGUCGGCCAUCUCGGAUACUGUCCGUCGCACGUUCUCCACCAAGACUUGGGAGCACAGAGAGCAACUUCAUUCGCUCACUGAAAAUGUUAGUUUGGUUCAACUAUAAGAUGUUUCAGCUUUUGAUUUUGAUUUCAGGACAAGUUCUUCCUUCGCAAAGUGAGGUGGCAGAUUGCGCUUCUCGCCCAUUUAGGAUUCGCCAUUUCCUUCGGAAUCCGAUCAAACUUUGGCGUCGCUAAGAAUCGAAUGGUCAACAACUUUACUGAUGCAUACGGAUAUAUUCAUGUAAUUGAAAUAAUGAAUUCUGAUCAUUUUCAAAGUCAAUUUCAGGAAAAAGAGUUUUACUGGACGGCCACUGAGAUCGGAAUGAUGGAGAGCUCCUUCUUCUACGGGUACGCCGCUUCCCAAGUGCCCGCCGGAGUGCUCGCUGCCAAGUUCGCCCCGAACAAACUGUUCAUGAUCGGAGUGCUCAUCGCCGCGAUCAUCAACAUCCUGACGGCCGUCUCGCUCAAGUUCCACCCGUUCACCGACGUCUUUGUCAUGUGCCUCCAGACCCUCCAAGGUCUAGCCCUCGGAGUCACUUAUCCGGCGAUGCACGGAGUCUGGAAGUACUGGGCGCCGCCGCUCGAGAGAUCCAAACUGGCUACGACGACGUUCACGGGCUCGUCAGUCGGAGUGAUGGUCGGGUUGCCGGCGUCGGCGUACUUGGUAUCACACGUGCAUUGGAGUGCUCCUUUCUACGUGUUCGGAGCUCUCGGAAUCAUUUGGGCAAUGCUCUGGGCGUAUGUUUCUGGAUACCAACCGGCGACACAUAGUUACAUUUGUGAGGAUGAGAAGACGUACAUUUCGGAGAAGAUCGGAACGGUCACGGUGCAGAAUAUGACGGUCAGUUCUGGAACAUUCCGUCAAUUAAAUAUCGUUUCGAUUGCAGCUGACCACUCUCCCAUGGCGUCACAUGCUCACUUCCCCAGCCGUCUGGGCCAUCAUCAUCUGCUCAUUCUGCCGUAGUUGGAGCUUUUUCCUUCUUCUUGGAAACCAGCUCACCUACAUGAAAGACGUCCUUCACAUUGACAUAAAAAACGUACUCUACAACGCCUGUUCCUUCUUCCAAUUGAUAUAUUUUCAGAGUGGUUUGAUAGCGAUAUUUCCGCAGCUCGGGAUGACAAUAGUGACAUUGAGCAGUGGACAACUGGCCGAUUAUAUAAGAUCGUCCGGAAAGAUGGACACAUUGAACACGCGCAAGCUCUUCAACACUGUCGGGUUCACAAUCGAAGCGGUCAUGCUCGGAUGUCUCGCUUUCGUCCGAGAUCCGGUCAUCGCCAUCGUGUGCAUGAUCAUCUCUUGCAGUGGAUCCGGAGCCUGUCUUUCCGGUGAGCGGUCUGAAAGAGGGGUCAGAAAAGAGAGAAAGAGAGAGAUUUGUAGGCUUCAACGUGAAUCACUUCGAUAUUGCUCCAAGAUACGCUCCGAUUCUGAUGGGCAUUGCCAACGGAAUCGGCGCGUUUGCGGGUGCCGGCGGAAUCAUCACAAACACGUUGACAUUCGAGGUACCGUAACGAGAAAGUGCGAAGACUGAUAACGGGCUGGUGUUUGAACGACUUCACAGUGUCCUCUUCACCGAAUUCGAACAAGUUAUUCGAUCGAACAUCAGUCAAGUUCAAGCGGAUUCGUUAUCAGUUUCAAAAAAUAGAUAUCAAAGUUUCACUUGGAACACCUCGCUUUUUUAGAACCCGGACGGCUGGAAGUGGGUGUUCGUUCUGGCGAUGUCCGUUGACGCUUUCGGAAUCAUAUUCUUCCUUGUCUUCGCGAGAGGUGACGUUCUCGUAAGUCUAGGCAUUCCUUUUCCACUGAUCUCCUCUAUUCUUGCAGUCUUGGGCUCGUGAACCGGAAAAGACGGAGACGUUCGACGAAUUCGUGCGGCGAAUGUGUACGUUGCUUGGACACAACUUUUCAAUGAAUAAACUGUCUUGUGUUUGAUACUAACCCCUUUGUUUGUGUCCUUUGUUUCGUUUCUUUUCGUUUUGUUUCCUCCCGAACUUUACACUUUUGCAGCCACCAUUGUGAGAAGCAUCUCGAGAAGAACAAGGGCUCGCAGCACUGACACCGACUACGCAAAGUAAAAGAGAACGGACUGAAUUGAAACGAGAACAGAAUGAUUUCAGAAUGGAAGACGAGCGUCAGAACUCUUCGGAAAUGAAGGCGUGCAAGAAGACGGAGGGUUCGGAAGACGGCUCCGUUCACGAAACGAAGGCGAUCGGCGGGGGUGCUCCUCUCGAAGUGGUGCCGGAAGAGCCGACGCAGAAGAGUCUGAAGACCGACCGGCCCGAGAUCUGA
Caenorhabditis sp. 36 PRJEB53466 is the source of this 2357-nucleotide messenger RNA. Lineage: Eukaryota; Metazoa; Nematoda; Chromadorea; Rhabditida; Rhabditidae. The record is from the annotation of a GenBank genome assembly.